AGUUGCUAGGCCUAUCGUGGUGGAAACGCAUAAGCCCGUUGGUCAUGGGAGAAAAUCGCUCGCAUUGACAGAUACAAUCAAGUUUGCCGCAUUCAUCAGAGGGUGAUAUUUCUCUACGAGUACUGUGACCAGGCGCGAGUGACCAGACAGAAGGCUGUACAGUCUGCGAAGUACACGUUACCAGCCUGCUCACGCGUGGGUGUGGUAGCAUGGCACCUUCAGCAAUGCAUCCACACAUGACUUUCAUUUCCGCGCUGAUGAACGACCAUUCCUUGUCUGCUGCCCCACGUUUGAAGACAGACAAUAUCAUGUCUGGGAACUUUCCGAAGGUGCCUCAUGGAUACGCCACCGGGAUGGACGCUGGGUUCAGAGCAAUUUGCAAUGGCAAACAAAGCCAUGGUUCAGAAUAUCAACCUGCGAACUCCGAUUCUCGGCCAACUAAGAAGGCUCGCAGCGCUGAGAAGCUCGAGAAUCUUGGAGACGAAAAUGGAAUUUCCCUGGAGCAAUACAAAGUGGGCUGGGUGUGCGCUCUACCGUUGGAAAUGGCCGCUGCGAGGGGAAUGCUCGACCAAGUUCAUCCGAACUUCUCGCGCCAACCCAGCCGACCACAACAGCUAUAUUUUAGGCCAGGUUCAGGGUCACAACAGGCGGUACACCGUCGCGAGCCCAUGAUAUUAGACUGGGCGACGUCGUAGUUAGCCAACCUACUAGAACCGUUAGAGGUAUUAUUCAGUACGACUGAGGAAAAGUUAUAAACUAGGGAGAAUUCUAGCGUACUAGAGCUCUUAAUACACUACCUUAGGUUUUCUUAGUAGCCCUAAGCCGUCUUAAGGCCGAC
Molecule: messenger RNA, 838 nt
Organism: Colletotrichum godetiae
Lineage: Eukaryota; Fungi; Ascomycota; Sordariomycetes; Glomerellales; Glomerellaceae
Exons: 4
Coding region: 210-695 (161 amino acids)
Biological process (GO): nucleoside metabolic process
Molecular function (GO): catalytic activity
Source: RefSeq, a predicted model, not a curated record